This is a messenger RNA of Aphanomyces astaci, 1319 nucleotides long. RefSeq lists its product as hypothetical. The transcript has 3 exons. Gene Ontology annotation, biological process: mitochondrion organization. The record is from RefSeq and is a predicted model, not a curated record. The coding region runs from base 28 to 867 and encodes 279 amino acids. Gene Ontology annotation, cellular component: mitochondrion; membrane. NCBI's taxonomy places the organism in Eukaryota, Oomycota, Saprolegniomycetes, Saprolegniales, Verrucalvaceae.
UUGACAUUCUAGAAACAGUUGAACAUCAUGGCCGCCGCUGCUGCUCGUGCCUUGAACGGAAUUGCUAAGUUCGCCGGUGUCGUCGGUGUGGGGGGGUUGUUCGCGCAAAACUGCCUUGUCGAUGUUGACGGUGGACACCGAGCCGUGAUCUUCGAUCGUCGAAAGGGUCUUCGUGAUGACAUCAAGGGCGAAGGCACGCACUUUAUCAUUCCUUACAUCGAAGACCCCCGCAUCUUGGACAUCCGCACCCAAGCGCACGAAAUUCCGUGUAGCACAGGUACCAAGGAUUUGCAAACGGUGAACCUCCGCUUGCGUAUCAUGGUUCGCCCGGACGAGCUAUUCCUGCCCAAGAUCUACAGUGAACUCGGCCCCAACUUUAACGAACGAGUGUUGCCGUCGAUCACGAACGAAAUCCUCAAGGGGGUGGUUGCCCAGUACAACGCUGACCAGCUCUUGACUUCGCGUGAAAAGGUGUCGGGCCAAAUCUCGGAAGAACUCGCCGAGCGCGCCAAGCAAUUCCACCUGUUGCUUGACGACGUGGCCAUCACCCACUUGACGUACGGCGCGGAAUUCACGAACGCCGUCGAGCAAAAGCAAGUGGCGUUCCAAGACGCGGAACGUUCCAAGUUCAUCGUGAUGAAGGCGGAACAGGAGCGACAAGCCGCGAUCAUCAAGGCCGAAGGUGAAUCCGAUGCCGCCAAGUUGAUUUCCGACGCCGUCGCCAAGAGCGGCAGCGGGUUCAUUGAAGUGCAGCGCAUUGACGCUGCCCGCGAGAUCGCCGAGCACUUGUCGAAGAGCCGCAACGUGUCGUACUUGCCCAGCGGCAACGGUGGCGGGAUCUUGCUUGGCUUGAACACUGACGCUUAAUCCCAAUGAAGUACUUGUUAGAUAUUGGUGAUUGUGCUUACUAGUUAGUAUAAAUGAGUUGAUAGACCAUUCCUCCCUACUUCGACUACACCAAUGUUGUUUCCACAGUGCGUCGUCUGCAAUGACCUCGACAAAAGGAUUAUGUGUCAUGUACUUUCACUUAUAUACGCUUGGACGGACUGGGUGUGUUCGUUCGAAGGUGGGGGUCUAUGCCGAUGACGACGGUUGCUGACCGGAGGCAGCUUGAGCUUGUUGGGCGUCGUAUGUUCGCUGUCGCUCCGCGGUCCGCGAGUACAUCACUGUGAAGCCUCGCCCCACAUCGUACAGACCAAAGGCAGUAGCACUGAGGAGCCCGGCGACGACGAGCUUGUGGGCGGCAUCGGCAACUUUGGAAGCGGCGGUCAUGACGAACGGCAGUGACGUCAAAUGUUAAUGUUUCGAUUCAAUUGGUU